AUGUUAUGGUCAAAUCCUAUUUCCGGGCUUCAACGAUUAAUAGAGCAGCAGAAGAAUCAGGAGACACGAGUGAAACAAGCACCAGCGCAGCAAACGGCUUCGGCGGUACCAGGGGAGGCGGUGGGGGAGGAGGGAGCGGAGGAGGGGGUAGAGGAGGGGGAGGAGGUUCCUUUAGAGAACUGGCGGGUGCGAGAGCAACAGCGUCGAUCGCGGGGGUUGUACGAGCAUCUCCUGACCGUCGAUUUAGAGCAGCGAAUCCAGGCUCGCGAAGCCGCUCUGCGACGGUUCGCAGGAGGAUCUUCAAGCGUCGCCGGCGUGGCCAACACUGUCGCAGCCAACGAGUUUGGCGAGCAGUCGAACAUCUAUCUUCCACGCAACAACAGCGCGUUUAGAAAGGCAGGCACGGCGGCGACGCCGGCGGUACAGUACACUGAGGCCACUCCGUUAGGCGUGCUUGACAGCCGGCCGAAGCUGGGCUUUAAGGGCAUCUCUGGGAAGCGGCAGCUGGUGGCUGGCGUGAACCAUGCUUACAGCGGCACUCAGUUCGAUCCAUGGAUUCCCGACUCCACUGUGUGCGUUGGCAGGCUGUACAUUGUGCAGAUCGUCAACUAUGCCAUUGUGAUCUACAACAAGCGAGGCAAGAUAGUGCGACUCCCCCAACCACUCAACGAGUUCUUCGGAGUGAUGCCGGCCAACUCCACCCGCCCAGGCGAUUUCAUCAACAAGGCCACGUGCGUCUUUGACGCCUCGUCAGGCAGAUUCUUCCUUGCAGCAGCAUGGCUCUCCGGUGGGUAUCGCAACAAGUGGGACCGGUUUGGGCAGACGAGGAGGAAUGCGGAUGGGAGCACGUCAGGGUAUGGCAUCGUGGUGGCUGCUUCUUCCUACCUCACGCCCAUGAUGGCCUGGAACGUCUUCUUCAUUCCCGCCAGCAACGACGGGGUGAAGUCUCACAACGACACGGCCCCGCCUCUGAGAUACCCCGGCCGGGUCUACUGGGGCGCCACGCCUCGCAUUACAGUGGACCGCUUCGGUGUUUAUCUUACCACGCGGCAGUAUGCCAUGCAGGGGAAGCUCGGGCGCUUCGUGGGCAGCAACAUUUAUGCAAUCCACAAGCCCAAGCUCUACAUCCGUUCAUCCAAGCGUGUGGUGCGCUUCGCCAUCCCGAUGAUCAACUUCAACAGCUUCCCCGUCUUUGGCCUCGAGCCGCAGUCCCCCCGCGUGCCACGCCUCUCCCGCUACCGCGGGCAGGACAGAGUCUUCUUUGGCUGCAUCGACAUCUCCUUCACCUUCCCCCUCCCUCACACCUCCCUCGCGCUCUGGUCCCUCUCUGACACCUCCUCUCUCAUGCUCCCUCACCCCACCCUCCGGCUCCGCUACUCUAUAAUCAACACACCGGCAUACUACGAUUCGGACUAUGCCAAGCAAAAGCCCGGGCCGCCACCGUAUGAUACCCCCCAGGAUGUGGUGCCUCCGACGUCCACGUCUGUAGCGUGGUUCAAGGGGCAUGUGUGGAUGGCGUUUCCGUCCGGCUACAGCCUGGAUCCGACCUCGGUGCCGUCUGUAGCCUUGGUGAAGCUCCGGCCGUUCCUGCGGGGAAAGAGGUCGUUUCCGACCCUGGUGAAGAAGUUUGGGAUUUAUGGAGUGCCGGGGCAGAGUUUGCUUAGCCCUGUGAUUGGCUUCAACAGCAAGGGCCAGGGCAUCCUUGCAGCAACGCUGAUUGGCUCAGAGUACUUCCCUACAGCAGCUUAUGUCCGCAUCAACCAAAAAGGAGUUAUCGGAAAUAGUAUUUUCGCGGUUGGGCCCGGCCAAGCCCCGCUUGAGCCGUACAGCGGGCGAGUAGACAUGGCGAGGGUGGACCCCCUUCCACCAGACGAGGACAUCAAACCGCGGCGAAUGCCCAGUCCGCUCCUCCGCCGCAAGAAAGCCGGCUCCUCUCCUCAACGACGACCUUCAUCGCCGUCACCGUUACCAAUACCGUCAUCGUCAACCCCUUCUGAUGGCACCAAGCCCUUCCUUCGCCGCUCCCAUUCAUUUUCGCAGUCCGAAGCUCCUCCGAGAACCGCGCCCGUUUCUGACGCUCCCCCGCAGAUGCUCGGAUCUCCGGGCAGAAGAUCGGUGGAGAGUAUAUUCAUGCUGUCGGCUGGCCGUCUUCGGUCGUCGAGAAACCGUCAGGAGAAGUCGAAUCCUCAUCCGAUUUUGUCGGCUAGCCGGUCAGCGUCGACUGCGUUCACGGCUGCGACUGCUUCCACCAGCUCUAUAACUAGCGCCGUUGACUUCUCUGCCUACCGGCCGAUAACUCGGACGGCUGACCGGCAACAUGAGAGCAUUUCUGUGACCGCGAGCACUCCGGAAUCAGGAGGGUCGCAUUUUCGCAUAGGAAAUCCGUUUCGCCGGCGAAACAAGGAAAAUCUCGCCACUCUCAGCGGCGAAGCGAAUAUACAAGCAUGCGACGACCAUGUUACCAUCACAGUUCCGGUUAACGUUUCGACUGCUGCUGGUAACCCUAUGAAUCGCAGAGGUAACAGUCCCCACCGCAGUAGGUCGCGAAUGUCUUCCCCCUACGAUCCGAGAAAGGUGGAGAGCGGGGCCGAGGAGCUUCCAAUAGAAAGGCAAGGAGCGCCGGAUGCGGCUGUGAUUGCGGAAGAUCGAGGAGCAUCCGCUAGAUGCUCGAUCGACGGUGGAGAAGUGGGAAGGCAGGCCAGCGGUGUAAAUCAGCCUGCAUCGCGCUCAAGCAGCGGAAGGUCGGAGAGCCGCGCGGAAAUCCUCCCCCGCAGCGGAAGCGGAAGCUUGCGGGGGGAGACGGGACUCGUGAGGAGCGCAAGCAAGGGCGAGGACGUGACGGCGCACGGGAACUCGCUUGCGCUGGUCCCCGUGGGCGGAGGGUGGGGGGAGAUGCUGAACCAGGCACGCGGCGGAGCGGGGGGGCUGAUGGUGCCCGCGGCAAUGGCGCAAGAGAGCUCCGACGUGGUCAUGGGGAUACUGUGGAAGUGGGUCAAUCUGGGUCGCGGCUGGGGCAUGCGACUGUUUGUCCUCGAAGGGGGCUCUCUGUCAUUCUUCAAAUUGGACGGUCCAGAUAAGGCGAUCGUGCUUCACGAGCUGCAGCGGCGGCCGGGCGCGCGACUGAUCGGCGACGAGAUUCGUCGCUACGUGCGAAUCGAGCGCGAGAACGGCGUGCUGGCGACGUCGCUGGGCGUGCUGGGCGACAGAACGCCGCACGGGCAGAUCGAGCUCCACGUGUCAACCAUCCGCGCGAGCACGACGGACAAUCGAAAGUUUUACGUGUUCGGGCACAGAACGCUGGGUCUUAGAACGGAAUCCAAAGCGGGGAGGGCGCUUUGGAUGGAAGCCAUAGAAAACGCGCGCGUGAACCUAAUUAAGAGGCUCCAUGCGGCGACGAAUAAGGUGGACGUGUCGUCGCACGUGUGCUUCGACGCGGUUAGGACGUACAUGCAGCGGAACGGGGUGGAAGAGGAGGUUAUAAGCGGUGUGGAGGAAUUGGUUCGGAGGAAGGUGGUGGUUCGGCUGGAAACUAAGUUAAGGGAGGAGCAGAGGAAGCGGUUACAGCUGCUCACGCUGCUACGGCAACUCGAGGCGGAGAAGGUGGAGCUGGAAACGGCAGUGGUGGACGAGAAGAGGCAGCAGGGCCAACCCAGCAGCAGCGCCAUGCUUCUGGGCGAGGAAGACGACGAUGCGGACAGCACAUUUGAUCAAGACGAUGGUGACGACGAGGGGGACGACGCUCUGGCUGCCGGGGAAGGCGGCGGGGCGCGGAAGGAGCCUCGGCUGACGUCGACGGUGCGGGAUACGGACGAGGACGAGGGGGACACGGACAGCGACUGUAAUGACGAGUUUUACGAAGCGAUGACGGAGUUUGCUGGGCAGGGCAUGGUGAAACGCGUGCUGGAUAUCGAAGAGGUGGGGUUCAGCUACCCGCAUGUGCCGCGGAGAGUGAAGCUGCCCGACCCAGAGGAGGAGGAGAAGCCGCUGAGCCUGUGGUCCGUGCUCAAGGAGUGCAUGGGCAAGGACAUGUUCAAGGUCUCGCUGCCCGUCAACUUCAACGAGCCGCUCAGCUCGAGCCAGAAGUACCUGGAGAUGUUGGAAUACUCGUGGCUGCUCGAUAGGGCUGCGGAGUAUGGCCGAAGGGGCAACCGAUUAAUGCGAGCAGCACAUGUGGCGGCAUUCGCAGUGUCGCGGUAUUCAGGCAACGAGGGGCGCAUGCACAAGCCCUUCAACCCGCUGCUGGGAGAGACCACUGAAGGGGACUAUCCUGACAAGGGCAUUCGCUACAUCUCCGAGUCGGUGGUGCACUAUCCGCCAAUGAUAGCCUGGCACGUGGACGGCACAGGGUGGAAGUUCUGGGGGGACGUGUGCCCCAAGAUUCGAUUCUGGGGGCCGUCCAUCCAGCUGGACCCUGUGGGCGUGCUCACUGUGCAGUUUGACGACGGGGAGACGUACGAGUGGAGCAAUGUGACGGUGCUGAUUCAGAACCUCAUUCUGGGGAAGCCCUUUGUGGAGCACUACGGCACCAUGCGCAUCAAGGGUAACCGUGGCUACUCUGCCCGCCUGCGCUUCAAGGAGCGCUCCACCUUCGACCGGAACCCGCACCAGGUGCGCGGGCUGGUGCAGAACGAGGCAGGGGACGAGCAGGGCACGCUGAUGGGGCGGUGGGACCAGCACAUGCACUACGUGCCGGGGGAUCUGACAAGCAAGACGGCCAAGGAGGAGAGUGAGGUGCUGGCCACGGCACAGCUCAUCUGGAAGAAGAACCCCGUGCAGCCCAACCUGAAAUACAAGUUCACGCCCUUUACAAUCACGCUCAACGAGCUCACUCCUGGGCUCAAGGAGUUACUGCCCCCCACGGACUCGCGGCUCAGGGAGGACCAGAGGGCGCUGGAGGAGGGGCGGUAUGACUUCGCCAACCAGGAGAAGUGCCGCCUCGAGCAGCGCCAGCGCAAGGCGCUCAAAGAUGGGGAACCAGGGUGGGGCCCACGGUGGUUCAAGCCCAUGGGGCCGAACAACACAUGGCGGUACACUGGGGGAUACUGGGAGCAGCGGGAGAAGCGGGACUGGUCCGGUGUGCUGGACCUGUUUGCGCCGGAGGAGGCUGAUGGAGAUGCUAACAAAGCAUAG
Messenger RNA from Closterium sp. Yama58-4, 5130 nucleotides. NCBI's taxonomy places the organism in Eukaryota, Viridiplantae, Streptophyta, Zygnematophyceae, Desmidiales, Closteriaceae. The record is from the annotation of a GenBank genome assembly.